Molecule: messenger RNA, 9819 nt
Organism: Ambispora gerdemannii
Lineage: Eukaryota; Fungi; Glomeromycota; Glomeromycetes; Archaeosporales; Ambisporaceae
Source: the annotation of a GenBank genome assembly
AUGUGGUCUAGAUUUGUUGGUCAAAUAAAGAAUGCGACCAAUGUAAGUUCCACUUCGUCACAACCUAAUGUUCCUCUUCGAUUGCCCGAAAAGCAAUUUGUAAAGAGAAGAUCUAUACAAGGUUCGCCGAAGAGUCCUAGACUUACUGAGGCUAAACGACGUUCGAGCUUACUGUUUGGUGUUAUAGACGAGGCGGUGGCUCGAGAACUAGCUAGUUCACCACGUAAAACAAUUCCUUUCGAACAACUCCAAGAAUUGCGCUCACUCUUCCAACAAUGGCAGAAUGCUUUUGAGGAAAAGGAACGAAGUAUUCUUUUAUCAAAAACUGUACGAAAAUUUUGUGAUAUAUAUGUGGAAGCACCAGAACUUGUAGCAGAUAGUUUGGAUAAUUUGAAAUCGUUUACAAAUGUCGUUUCAAAACACUUGAUUGCUGGGAUUCGUAGCGUUCCCGACACAGGACAAAGACCGGAGGCCAGUCAGGAGAUUUUACGCAAAUUAUCGUCGAGAGAACAUUUAUUCUUUUCAUUAAAAGCACUCAACAUCCUGUGCAAUGGUCCACCGUUUGUACUCGACACAAUAAAAGAGAAUGGGCUUCCAACAAUUUUAAUUAAAACCUUUAGCAGUUUUAUCGAAUUACCACUGCAACUUGAUCUCAACACGUCUAUUAAGGCACAAGCUGAGGGAAUUUCCUCAGACUUAACUCCGGUGGAUGUUGUAGCAGACAUUUUCACGGAUAUUCUCGUUCAUUUUGUUACAAAUCCGCCAAUAUUGCAACGAUUGAUUGAAGAAGACAUAUUAGUUUAUCUGGUUACGAUGAUUUUAAACGAUAAACAAAGUAAAUCUGAAGAUGAAGAAAAAGGAUUUUUCUGGGAAGCCAGAGGGCUUGAAGUGCUCACGGAGCUUUUUUCAGCGAAUGCAGUAAAUCAGGAACUCAUUACAUAUUUUGAGAAAAAAGAUAUAAUGGGUAGACUGAUCAAAAUAUUAAAAAAUGGAGUAGAUGUGGAAAAUAAGAGAUUCGUAUAUAGCCAGCAAUUGGUUCUUGCUGGUUCAUUAUUAAUUGAACUAAUACAGGGAACUGUGGAUUUGUCACCAAUUUUUUUGGAAAAUUUUUCUGAUCUGCAAGGAUACGAAACUUUAUUCAAUUUAUUACUUUUGCCACCUUUUGAUGAGAAUUCUUCUUCUACAAAGGAUACCGUAAUUACCUUGGUAGAGGAUCUUGUAUUUGCCGGAACAGACAAUUUAAAGUCCAUGGCCUCUAAUGCAGCGCCGUAUCAACAUGAAGAUUUCCGGUUACCUGAAGAAGACAAUGAAAAUGGGACCCUCGUUCGUAACGAACAAGCUUUACAGAUUUUGGUUUCCGCGCUUGUAUACCCAGAAAUAUCAUCACAAUUAAAAGCCAUAGUCACAGUUAACAGCGGCUUAUCAAUGCCCGAAAGUUUUCAUAAACGCAUAGUCGUUGCUAUCACUGAUAUAAUAAAGUCAAAUCCAAUGAAUUACUUUAUUACGGAAUCAUUAAAUAUCCUACCUACAUUUAUCGAACAAUUGGACAAAUUUGGAGUAAAUGUACAGAAAUCAAUACUCGACUUGUUAGUUUUUACAAUGGCAGAUUUAAAUUAUGUUCCGUUUCGCGAAUUAAUUGUCCUCAGCCUGCAUUUCCAAGGGCAAUCAUCUAAGCAAACUACUGCUCUCGUAUGUAAGACUGUAAUAUCAUUAUUGCGCUCUUCACCCAAAUUCAAGGAUGUGUUUCGCGAGAUUGGGCUUUUGAACAUGUUAUGUAGUCUUAUACAAGAUUUAGCAACCGCCUUGCAAGAAAGGUUCGGCAAUACACACUUUGUAAGGCGAAUUUCAAUUACGCAGUUGAAUGAUAUUCUGAAUUCACAAAAACGCGGUAACGACCAAAAAAAACUACGAUUUGGUCCCGAAGUGGUAGAAAAUUUUCAAUUGAUAUCCGCUUGCAUGGUAGAGCUGCUAAAAGGCAGCAAAUCAAAUAUUUCUUUGUUUGGAGUGACUUUCAAAGGAAAUUUGUUUGACUUGUUGCAGUACGACGAGACGCGUGAUGGCGCACUUGCAAUUUUCGAGACAUUAGUUGUAGAUGGAUAUAUUUUAUCGAGUAACGAACCACAAACUCCAAAGUCACAUAGAUCAUCAUCUUCCUCUGUGUCUACUAUUGAACAUUCAUUCCAAUUUGGACGAUUAAUUGAAAUAGUUCAGACAUUAUCUCGACUGGAUCUAAAAAUGAAAAUCCAUAUUCUAUCAUCAAUGAGGCGAAUCUUAGUCGCCUGUCCAGAAAUGAAGGAUGUUUUUCGAGAAGCGGGAGGUUUUGUCUGUCUUGUUAGUUUAUUAAUCAGCUUAGAAGACGUUUAUGAACAUUUAUCCAAACAAGAUAAUAAUCACACAAUCAAAGAACAGGAACAAUCGGGAGCUAUUAUUGAUCUUGAAAAUGGUGACCUUCAACAUCAAACAAUUGAGAUUUUGAAGGGGAUUUUCUUUGUCUUUGUCGAUGCAAUGUCCAAUCAUGAUUUUAAUCGAAGAUUCUUUAGUAAUUCCAUUGGAUUCAAAUCAGUUGAAGAUGCAAUUCGUCUCACCGAAAUUCUUGGGCCAUCAGGCUCCGCUGAGCAUCUUUUUGGCAUUCUAUUUGGAUUUGCACUCGAAGAUGAAUCAGUGUGUGACAUAUUUGUAGAAAAAUGUGUUGUGAAUGAUAGUCAACCGUCAAAAUUCAAUGAAGCACAUCAAUUAAAAAUUAAUAAAGCUUUCGGAAAAGUGAUCGAUGAAAUUCGAAAUCCAGGUGUAAUCCCUACUAUCUUGCACCUACAAACUUAUGUUCGUUAUAACGAAACAUUAAGUUAUGAAAUUUACGAGGCAUUAAUAUCCCUUGCUUUUGCUAAUCGGCGAAAUCAAGUAACAAUGAAUCAAUCAGGUGUAGUUGAGAUUUUAUUGAGACGUUUAUUUUCAAUCCCAGAAUCUGUAAGCGAAAGUGAACUGGAAUUACGAAAUAUACCGGAUAAAAUGGAGAAGCGAACGUUGACAAGACUUGCACAACGAUUGAUUGAAAUGGGGGUAUCUACCACCGAGAUUCGUUUCCUUUUCGAACAAUUUGAAAAUAGUAAUGAAACAUCUGAAGAAGUUUUCAUAGAUGCUGAUGGGUCACCGAUGUCUGUCAUGGACAUGGUUUUCUUUGGAGUACAAAGAAGUCGUUGGCCGCGUUUCGUACAAUUUGAUAUGAGUCCUUAUGGGUUUUCGUGUCUGGAAAUGAGCAGACUCACUGAUCGACAAUUUCCUCCAACUAGUUCAGGAUAUACUUUUCUAGCCUGGCUUGAUAUCGAAAGCUUUGAUCCUCAUAUUAAUUUGACACUUCUGGGUUUGAGUGAUGAUGAACAGAGGUGUUAUUUACAUGUUUAUAUUGAAGCACAUACGCAUAAAUUGGUAGUAAAUACAUCACCUAAACAAGGUGCUCGAUUCGAUAAUCAUGAAUUUCGAACUGGAUGUUGGUAUCACAUUGCACUUGUUCAUCAUCGUCCACGUGCUGGAUCGAUAUCUUCAAUGUCUCUUUACGUUGACGGAAGAUUUGUUGAAAAUUCAAAAUGUCAGUACUUAGGACAGCCUACACCAAAUAAACCAAUCCGAACAUUUUUAGGAACGCCUUCUGAUGUCGCAAGACAAUUGGGCAAAGGUAAAUCGACUCUAGCAUGGGAUCUUGGACCAUGCUAUCUAUUCGAGGAUGAUAUCGACGGAGAUAUUAUCAGUGUAUUUUAUCAUUUAGGCCCUAGAUAUUCAUCUAAUUUUCAAGAUUCAUUGGGACAAUUUCAAACUUAUCAGACAUCAACACUUUUAAAUAUGAAACUUGAUGCGAUGAGCCGUAAACGCAAAGAUGCUAAUAUAGAGCUUGAUCAUUUGGCGAUGGUGAAUGCUAUCAGAGGAAACAAUAGUCAAACCCUUCCCGAGGAAAAAAUUAUUUUUUCAUUUUCCGCAAGUAACGUUCUCGUGUCGGGACAGAACGUUAGUAUUUUAGGAUCCGGUCUUUCUGAAGGUACUAUACAAGCGCUGGAAAUCGGAUCAGCAAAUAAAAAAGUCAUUCUCAAUGCAGCAGUUCCUAAAGUGGAACGAGCUUUACGAGUAGCACAUGGAUUGGCGUAUCUUAAAGGUGAUCCGAUUAUCGCUAUUCCUUAUGGAAUGGACGAUUCCAUUUGGAAGAUUGGUGGAUCCGCUGUUGUAUUGAGAUUGAUUGAAAAGGCCGAGACUACAAAAGAUCUCUACAAAGCCGUUUGUACACUUAUCGAGUUGAUUCGAUUUAGUUGGAGGAAUUCCGAAGAUAUGGAACGAAUUCAUGGAUAUGAAAUCUUGGCAUUUUUAUUAAAACAAAAACACGAGCUUUUAUCAUUGGAACUAUUGAAUUUGUUGCUCGUGUUUGUUGGAUUUAACCCGAUCAGUCCAACUGAUUCGGUAAUCGUGAAUCCUCUUGCAUACCGCUUUCUUAUUUUGGAUUUUGAACUGUGGAAACGUGCUGGGGAAACUGUGCAGCGUGCACAUUUGCAGCAAUUUACAGCUUUUAUUCAUUUAAGCUUACAUCACCAUUUCAAUGCUAAGCGAUUGAGUAAAAUGCGUAUCCUUGACAUCAAAUUAUACAUCAUUUCUGAUGUUGUUAAAAAAAUGUUGGUCGCCUUAAAAACUAAUGCGUACUCUAAAGACUUGUUGGCCGAGUUUAUAGCCACUUUAAAGAUAGUGGUAAAAUAUAAUUUCACAACCGAAGUAAUACGAGCCAUUGCCACAUUUUUGGUGUCUACUUUGAAUAAGCCUUCAGGACUUCAUCGGCGACAAACGCAUGUAAGAACAUUACCUCCUGAUACAUCUUCUAGACAGGUUGGCGUAAUGUUGAUGGAAAUGCUAACGGACAUUGUCUGCGACAAAUUGAAUCCUUUUUACAUUAACAAAUUCUCGACGACCAUCACAAACAAAUGGCCAUUAUUAUUUUUUGGUGAAGAUUCAAAUCCAUCAUGGGUUGUUUGUGCUGCGCGAAUUCUCGCGAGACUUUUCCAUUCUCAAGGGUCAAAUUACAUUACAAAGUUCCGCACGACUUCCGAAGGAUUCAUUGUUAUGCAAAAAUUGCUCCCACAAUGGUGGUAUUUAACGCAAUUGCAACAAGCAUUAUUUGCGAUGCUGUUUGGUCGAGAUAUUUGCGAUGUGCCUAUGGACUUGGCUUUUGAUCUAUUUGCGCUAUUAACUAUAUAUAAAGGACAGAAUGAACGUAUUUACAUACAAUGUCCUGAUGUGAUGCCAAUUAUUUUGUUCAUGAUGAAGGAAGGGAUUAGCGCAAUUGUACAAUUAAGUCGUGAAAUCGAAGAUAAUACACUAACUCGAGGUAGGACACAAGACGAUUCGUUGCUACAAACGGACAAAAGACGGCUAAAAUCAUAUCGCCGAAAAUCACGAUCACUCACUCGUGAAUUGGAAUUGGCAAGAAAUCUAAUGUCAGAUUUGAUCGCAGCUGAGCCAGCCCAGGAUGCAACAAAAGAACAGCUUGCAAAACUCUCUCAAAUACAACAAACACUUGUUCAUUUUAUUGCAGAAAUGUACUCCACAUCUAGUGAAUUUGGUGAACUUUGUUGCAAAAGUGAAGUGAUGGAUAAUAUCGUCGAAAUUCUAUUUCCCAUCGUAUGCGCCUCCAAUGAGGUGUCUGUGGAAACGGAAUUAAAUUCAAAAGAUAUUGAUCUCUCUUUUGAUUCAGAAUCAUCUUUUGACGUGCACUUGGGAAAUAUUAAUCCUCAUGGUUUGCCAAUCCUUACCAAUAUGAAACUACAGAAAAUUCAUAUUGAUGAGCCAGCUGAAGAAUUGAAGUCUUUUCCGACAGGAAGUGUCUCUUCAAUAUCUCGGACUCCUCUUAAAAACUCAAAGAAAUCAGAAUACGCAAUACAAAAGAAUGCCACUGUGGAAAGUCUUCUUGAAUUUGUAAUUUCUGUUUCUGCUAAUUCUGUCGUAGAUGCAAAUGUCAAAUCACUAUUAGGAUUAGAGAUGGUAUUAAGGUCGUUUCCACCAUCUUUAUUGGAUCAUCAGAUCCACUUCGAGAGCUAUAUAUAUUUACAUGUGGUGGCAUAUCUAAAAAGUACCUUACAACUUGAUUUGAAUUUAUUGGCGGAUCAACGUAUUUUCGUUAAUACUGCACGAUUUGCUCAACACGCUGUCGAUGCAAUUUAUCAAGGAUGGUUUUUAAAUGGGCGAAAUCAACUAUAUGAACUUAUUACCAUUGUUCUCGAAGCCACGCAACGGCAAGAAGAAGCCAAUGGUAAACAACGCGCAUCUGAUUCAACUAUGAACAUUCUUUACCGCUCAUUGAAUCGAAUAAUCGUUUUUAAGCUCUACGAGAUUAGUCAAAUAUCACCAGAGGUCUCAAUGAUUUGGAAGUUGUUGAUGCUUCAGAAACCGAAUGAAAUGAACACCAUUUUGAAAACUAGGGUUCGGGGAAUAGAAUAUAAGGAAUUAGUCGAAGGAUUCUCUAAACUUUUGGAAAUGGAAAUAGAUUCAUUCCUUGAAUGGAUAGAAACUCGCCGAGAACAACUCGACUCCCUAUUUCAAGAUCAUUUCCUCCGACUAUGGGAAACAGUAAUUGCCAGCGAAGUAAGAAACGGCAAAGAAUCAUUAAAAAACGCACACUCUAAACGAAUGACCAAGCUUAAACGCGUAUACAAACGAGGAACAUUCGAGCAAGAUUUCUUUGAUCAAUACAAGGUCAAAACAAAUCAAUGGUCUAAACAUAUACAAGAUAUUGAGAUAAGUAGAUAUUAUAAGUCGUUGCAGGAUAACGUGGAUCAUGAUAAUUAUGUGCGAGCGGAAUGGGCGAAAACUUCGGUAGAUUUGUUUCGUGAGCGUGCUUUGUGGGGGCCGAAAAGCGAAGUUGAUAAGACCAGUAGAUGGAGGCUUGAUUUUACGGAAGGACGUUGUCGUAUGCGAAGAAAAUUGGAAAGAAAUGAAGACUUGCAAGUCUUUUCUUAUAAGCCAAAAAGCAGUAAAUAUGAAAAUACGGAGAAUAAUAAUUCUGUUACAACACCUCCAGAAUUAAAUAAUCUCAGUAAAUCAGAUACAUUGAAUGUUCCCUCAGUCGGGUUAAAAGUGAGGAAGCCUAAAAAACAAAUGACGUUAAAACCAGGAGAAACCGAAAUGAAAAUGCCAGAAGAUUCUGAAGAUACCGGCCAAGAUGUCGAUGAUCAAAUCGAUGUAGAUGAUGAGAUGGCUUUCGAGGAAGACAAAAAUCGAAAGGUUAUACGUUCAUUGGAACAUGGUGAUACUGUUUUGGAGAUUUUCAAUAUUAGUCGAAUUAUGGGAUUAGACGCGUGUGAGGGACUCUUAUUACUAUGCAAACAGAAUUUAUAUCUAUUGGAUAAUUAUUUUCAACGUUCCGACGGCGAAAUUGUGGAUAUUUGGGAUGCACCAGUCAAGGAACGCGAUCAAUAUUUGCAAAUGCUUGCUUCGCAUGCUAGCUAUGGUACGCAGAACCCUAAUCCAAGUUCUGGAAAUAAACACAAAAGCAGGAAAUGGGCUUUCGAGGAUAUAAAAGAAGUUCAUAAAAGGAAAUUCUUAUUUCGUGAUGUUGCCCUCGAACUCUUCUUCAGCGAUGGGCGUAAUUAUUUAAUUACAUUCAACCUAAAAGAAAGAGAUUCCGCUUACAAUAAAUUAGUUGCGAGGGCCACGUUUUCCAUAAGUGCCGCAGAGUCAGUAAUGGGAAUGGGCACUGCUGCUACAAUCGAUGGAAAAUCACCUGUUUCACCAUUACGACUUAAUCCUGCCGCCGGUUUAGCACUUCAACUUUCUAAUUUUUUCGGAAAUUCAGAGUUAACUGAACUUACUCAACGUUGGGAGAAGCGAGAAAUUUCUAACUUUCAGUAUUUGAUGCAUUUAAAUACUUUGGCUGGUCGAUCUUAUAACGAUCUUACGCAGUAUCCAGUGUUUCCUUGGAUUUUGGCGGAUUAUACUAGCGAAGAACUUGAUUUAACAAAUCCAGCAACGUUUCGUGAUUUUUCAAAACCCAUGGGCGCACAGACUCAAGAACGACAAAAGGAAUUUCAAAUCCGAUAUCGUUCAUGGGAUCCUGUAAUCAAUGCAACAACACCAGCAUUUCAUUAUGGAACACAUUAUUCUUCGGCUAUGAUUGUUUGCUCAUAUCUGAUCAGACUUGAACCAUUCACGCAGCAAUAUUUGAAACUUCAGGGCGGUCAUUUUGAUCAUGCAGAUCGUCUUUUUCACUCUAUAUCUAAAGCUUGGCUAUCGGCUUCUCGAGAAAACAUGAGCGAUGUUCGAGAAUUGAUACCAGAGUUCUUUUAUUUACCAGAGUUUUUGGAGAACAUAAAUAAGUUCAAUUUUGGGGUUAAACAAGCAAGUGGUGAAGUUAUCGACUCGGUCAUUCUUCCACCUUGGGCUAAAGGUGAUCCAAAAAUUUUUAUUCACAAACACCGAGAAGCACUAGAGUGUGAAUUUGUAAGCGCGCAUCUCCAUGAAUGGAUCGAUCUUGUCUUUGGAUAUAAGCAGCAAGGACCAGCAGCUAUUGAGGCCGUCAACGUUUUUCAUCAUCUUUCUUAUGAGGGGGCUAUUGAUCUGGAUGCUAUAACAGACCCGGUUGAGCGAUCAGCCUCCACAGGCAUUAUAUAUAAUUUUGGACAAACUCCACGUCAGCUAUUCACAAAACCGCAUUCAGUGAGAUCUGAAGUUCAAGAAUCAAAUUCUGGUUCCUUAUUCAAAUUUGACGAGAGUAUUGAUACGCUUGUUCAAUCAGUAAUGCCAAUACAAGCGAAUGAUCGUUUGCACGUAGUUAGUACUCAGAAAUUACUAGUUCCCCCGAAUUAUACACAUUAUGUUGAAUGGGGCUAUGCUGAUCACAGUCUUCGUUUUCAUCAAUUUGACACAAGAAAGAUGAUUGGCUUAUAUGAAAGUUUGCAUUUGGAAACAAUCAGUUGUGCCCGUUUUGCUGAUGCGCGGACUUUUAUAACAGGAGGAACUGACGCUGUUGUUUGUAUAUGGCGAUUUAUAUGGCACGCAAAAGACCCACAAUUCCGCUUCAUGGAGUGUUUGCGUGGGCAUUCUGCCAAAAUUAAUUGCUUAACAACUUCAAGGUCUUACAGCGUUAUUAUCAGUGGCUCAGAUGAUAAAACUUGUAUUAUUUGGGACAUGAAUAGGAUGAAAUAUGUUCGACAAUUGGAAGGUCACGAAGCACCUAUACAGUAUGUAUCUAUAAAUGAGACCACAGGUGAUAUUGCCACAUGCUGCGGUCCCACAAUACGGUUAUGGAGUAUAAAUGGCGAUCUUUUAAUAACAAAAUCCGCUGUGGACCCUGUUCUUUGUUGUGUAUUUUACGAAGGAAAAUUAAACGAAUGGUUUGAGAGUGAUGUAGUAUUAACAGGUCACAAAAAAGGUGUCGUAAAGGUUUGGAAUAAAACAUACUGCGAGAAAGUGGAUGGCGAAAAAAAAGUAUGGAAAUGGUGUCUUAAUCAUCGUCAUACACUGAGACACGAAAACAGGAUCGGUGUAAAAUUCUCAGCGGAUAUUGUUGCAUUGUUUAUAUCAGCCAAUCAACGUGCCCUUUAUUGUGGUGAUUCAAUUGGUAAAGUACAUGCUUGGGUCCUACCAGACACUAAGAGUGAUCUCCAUUGGAUGCCAGAUAGCUCCACCGACUAUUGCUUAAAAUGCGGUCUUAAAUUUGCCGUAUUAGAACGAAAACUUCAUUGCAAGACUUGCGGUGGAAUCUUUUGCCUGAGUUGCACGUUCACUGGAAUCGAUAAAAGUGCACGAUUUUGUGAACGCUGUUCUUUGAAAUUAGGCAUACCUGUUGUGCAGUAA